CUUUCUCUUAUUGAAAACUUAGUAAAUGGUCAGUUUUCAUUCUUUCUUCUUGGAAAUGAAAGACGAGAGAGGCGACUAAAGAGUGCUUGGGCCAAAUUAAUCCAAUAAAAUCGAUACGGUAAGGCUUCAUCCAGUCAACCAAUUGGAUACCCAUUUCGUUUAAAAUCACAAUUCUGUGUCAGAGGAAGGUUGUCGAUGGAUGCCGCCAACCCCAGCAAUGGCGAUGAGGAAUCCAUUAUCACUCCCUUGCUUGCUCCUCAGAGAUUGCUUGUCAAUUCUUCCUCACAGGUCGCCCUUGUUGGCGCUAAUAUCUGCCCCAUUGAAAGCCUUGAUUACGAGAUUUUUGAUAAUGAUUUCUUCAUGCAAGAUUGGAGGAGUCGUGAGGAUUUUCAGAUAUUUCAAUACUUGGUUAUUAAAUGGUUGUCUUGUUUCUUGAUCGGUCUGAUUAUGGGUCUUGUUGGGUUCUUCAACAAUCUGGCGGUGGAGAAUAUUGCAGGGAAGAAGUUUGUUGUUACUUCGAAUAUGAUGCUUGAGGGCAGGUAUUGGAUGGCUUUUCUUGUUUUCUCUGUUUCAAAUCUACUUCUCACCCUAUUCGCAUCUGUCAUUACGGCAUUGAUCUGCCCCCUAGCAGCCGGCUCAGGUAUACCAGAAGUAAAGGCUUAUCUGAAUGGUGUGGACGCCCCAGGAAUAUUAUCGCCCAGGACAUUGUUAGUGAAGAUUAUUGGCAGCAUUGCUAUCGUGUCGUCAUCUAUGGUCGUUGGAAAAGCUGGGCCUAUGGUUCAUACCGGGGCAUGUGUUGCAUCCUUGGUAGGUCAGGGGUGUUUCAAAGUAUUUGGUUUAACUUGGAGAUGGCUAUACCAUCUCAAGAAGGAUCGAGAUAGGCGGGAUCUUGUAACAUGUGGUGCUGCUGCUGGAAUCGCUGCUGCUUUUCGUGCUCCCGUUGGGGGCGUGUUGUUUGCUUUUGAAGAGAUGGCAUCAUGGUGGAGAAGCGCCCUUCUGUGGCGAGCAUUUUUCACGACGGCUAUCGUUGCUGUCGUAUUACGCUCACUGAUCGAUGUUUGUUUGAAUGGAUUAUGUGGAUUGUUUGGUAAAGGGGGACUCAUAAUAUUUGAUACCUACUCAGACUUCCCCUCAUAUCACCUCAAAGAUCUACCUCCUGUGCUUGCCCUUGCUUUCAUUGGAGGCAUUCUUGGAAGCUUUUAUAAUUUUCUUUUAACCAAAGUUCUUCGUGUUUACAAUCUCAUACAUGAGAAAGGCAUUGUUUACAAAGUUUUACUGGCUUGCUCUGUCUCGAUUUUCACGUCAUGUCUUCUUUUCGGAUUACCGUGGUUCGCAUCGUGCCAACCUUGCCCGUCAAGUGCUCGAGAAAUCUGUCCUACGAUAGGUCGAUCGGGUAACUUCAAGAAGUUUCAGUGUUCUUCUGGUCACUACAAUGAUCUUGCAAGUCUUAUAUUUAACACCAAUGAUGACGCCAUAAAGAACCUCUUUAGCAAAGGCACAGACUCUGAGUUUCAAUUCUCAUCAAUGCUCACAUUUUUCGUUACAUGUUUUUCGUUGAGCGUUCUUAGUUACGGUACGGUUGCUCCGGUUGGCUUGUUUGUUCCUGUUAUUGUGACAGGAGCUUCUUAUGGUCGUUUUGUUGGAAUGGUUGUCGGUCCAUACACGAACCUUAGCCAUGGCUUCUUUGCCAUAUUGGGUGCUGCUUCGUUUCUCGGGGGGUCGAUGAGGACGACCGUUUCUUUAUGUGUUAUUAUGCUCGAAUUGACCAAUAAUUUGUUGCUGCUGCCUUUAGUAAUGUUGGUUCUCCUUAUUUCCAAGACUGUGGCUGAUGCUUUCAACUGUAAUAUUUACAACCAGAUCAUGAAAGCCAAGGGGUUCCCUUACCUAGAAGGCCAUGUUGAGCCAUACAUGAGGCAGCUGACUGUUGCCAGUGUGUUAACAAGUCCACUUCAAUUAUUCCGUGGCAUCGAGAAGGUUCGUAACGUAGUAAACGUUCUCAAAUGGACGAGCCAUCACGGAUUUCCCAUCAUCGAUGAGCCUCCUUUCUCGGAAUUCCCUGUUUUAUAUGGUCUAAUUCUCAGAGCUCAUCUCAUCGUGUUGUUAAAGAAGAAAGCUUUCUUGUCGGUUCCAACACUAGGAUUAGAAAGACAGGAUGCCUUAAAGCUAUUAUCAGCUGAUGAUUUUGCAGUGAUGGGUUCGGGCGAUGUCGAUCGGAUUGAAGAUAUUCAGUUGACUGAUGAAGAGAUGGAGAUGUUCAUCGAUCUACAUCCAUUCGCUAAUACCUCGCCUUGUACUGUCUUGGAAACGAUGUCAUUAGCAAAGGCUUUCGCAAUUUUUCGAGAAACUGGUUUAAGACACAUGCUGGUGAUGCCUAAGGUCCCCGGGAGAUCGCCCGUGGUCGGUAUAUUGACUCGGCACGACUUUAUGCCGGAUUACAUUCUGAGUUUGCAUCCAUUGCUAGAGAAGAGCAGAUGGAAAAGGUUAAGAAUCAAAUUUCAUCUGAAGAAAAAAUUCUUCUAGUGGAUCACCAAACAUAUAGAAAGGGCAAGUGAUCAACAAUCACUACACAGGAACUGUUAGAACAUCACAUUAUAAAAACUUUAGUAAAAAUUGUUUACCUUCUAAUUGAGAAAGCGUUUUUCUUAUGAA
This is a messenger RNA of Cucurbita pepo subsp. pepo (vegetable marrow), 2649 nucleotides long. RefSeq names its product putative chloride channel-like protein CLC-g. Gene Ontology annotation, biological process: transmembrane transport; chloride transport. Gene Ontology annotation, cellular component: plant-type vacuole membrane; intracellular membrane-bounded organelle. Gene Ontology annotation, molecular function: voltage-gated chloride channel activity. The record is from RefSeq and is a predicted model, not a curated record. Lineage: Eukaryota; Viridiplantae; Streptophyta; Magnoliopsida; Cucurbitales; Cucurbitaceae.